AUGGACGGCCUUUCGGGCGCAGCAAGCGUCAUCGCGGUAAUCGACAUGUCCGCUAAGAUCGCCUCGCUGUGCUUCCAGUAUUCCAUGGCUGUCAAGGACGCCAAGGGCGAUAUCGAGCGUGUGCAGAGAAAAGUUGGCGAGAUCACCCAUAUCCUGGAGAAGAUCAAGCAGCUCCUCGACAGCCAGGACAAGACGCGUCUCUCUACCACUCAGGGCCUGUUCGACUCGCUCAGGCAAUGUCUUGGGGAGUUAGAAAAACUGAGAGUGAAGCUGAAUCCAGGGAAGACUCGCGGAAUUAUGGCCAGAUUCGACUUACGUGCGCUCAAAUGGCCGUUCACAAGCAAGCAGGUUGACAAGAUUGUUUCAACCUUAGAAGGACACGAGCGGAGCUUUAGCUCGACGCUGCAGAUUGAUCAGACAGUUCUUAUGCUUAGCAUAGACCAGAAGCUUGAUCUAACCAAACUGCCUAUCGCAAUAGGCGCUUCAUUUAAUUCCCACAACGAAGAGCACAACGCACGAUGCUUACCGAACACCCGCACAGCGCUGCUUGACGAGAUCACAACAUGGGCGAACAACAACAACGGCAAAUCUAUAUUCUGGCUAAGCGGCAUGGCGGGUACGGGAAAAUCUACGAUAGCGCGGACGGUCGCUCAGUCAUUCGCUAGCCGAGGGCAGCUCGGUGCAAGCUUCUUUUUCAAGAAAGGCGAGGGCGAGCGCGGCAAUGCUUCACGCUUCUUUACCACAAUCGCCACGGAUCUAGUCGCCUGCGAGCCAAGCAUGCUACCCGGCAUUAGGAAGACGCUCGACGAGGACUUCGCUAUCUCACACAAAGCUCUGAAAGACCAGUUCGAGAAGCUGAUCCUGCAACCACUUUUGGGAAUAAAGCAGCCUCGCUCGCAGGCCUUGGCGCGUGUUGUCGUGAUAGACGCGCUGGACGAAUGUGAACAGGAAGUAGACAUUCGGGCGAUCCUCCAGCUGCUUGCUCGGACAAAAGACAUCCGCCCGGUCCCGCUACGGAUCGUGGUAACUAGCCGACCAGAGCUACAUAUCCGCAUAGGCUUCAAGGAAAUGCCGAACGGCAUAUACCAAGACCUAGUCCUCCACGAAGUACCAAGGAGCACGAUUGAACACGACAUCCGUCUCUUCCUAGAGCAUGAGCUCGGCAUGAUACGAAAAGAGCGCGCGUUGGCCUCGAACUGGCCAGCAAAACAACAGAUCCUUGCGCUAGUUGAGCUGGCUGUGCCGCUAUUCAUCUAUGCUGCUACCGUGUGUCGGUAUGUUGGCAGCAAAGGAAGCAGCCCUACGGCUUUUUUGAAUAAGGUCCUGCAGUAUCAGAAGACGACCUUUUCGCAGCUAGAUCGGACGUACCUCCCUGUGCUCGAUCAGCUGCUUAGUGAGCAGGAGGAAGAUGAGAAAGAGACGUGGCUUCAGGCUUUCCGGGAAAUUGUCGGCAGUGUUGUCGUUCUCGAAAGCCCACUCUCUGCUGUCUCACUUGCCCGCCUGCUUCAAGUUCCACAAGAGGAGAUUAAGUGUCGGCUUGACUAUUUGCACUCUGUUCUUAGUGUUCCUGACUGCGAGGAUGCCCCUACUUUUGUAGACCAAGUACCACAGCGGGUUGAGAUGCUAUCUAUGAAGGAAGCAGACUGGGACGCCUGUCGUAGCACGCUGGAGGGUCAUUCUUCCGGUGUCAGCGCGGUGGCCUUCUCGCCAGAUGGGCAGCUAGUCGCGUCAGCAUCCUUCGACAACACAGUACGGCUGUGGGAGGUGGCGACAGGGACGUGUCGCAGCACCCUAGAGGGCCACUCUAGUUUUAUUGAGGCGGUAGUCUUCUCGCCAGACGGGCAGCUAGUCGCAUCGGCAUCUCGCGACAAGACAGUGCGGCUGUGGGAGGCGGCGACGGGGAUGUGUCGCAGUACGCUGAAGGGCCAUUCCGACUGGGUCGGCGCGGUGGCCUUCUCGCCCGACGGGCAGCUGGUCGCGUCAGCAUCUCGCGACAAGACAGUACGGCUGUGGGAGGCGGCGACGGGGAUGUGUCACACCACGCUGGAGAGCCAUUCCGACUGGGACAGUACGGCUGUGGGAGGCGGCGACAGGAACGUGUCGGAGUACGCUGGAGGGCCAUUCUAG
Molecule: messenger RNA, 2127 nt
Organism: Pyrenophora tritici-repentis Pt-1C-BFP
Lineage: Eukaryota; Fungi; Ascomycota; Dothideomycetes; Pleosporales; Pleosporaceae
Source: RefSeq, a predicted model, not a curated record